Bradysia coprophila is the source of this 3330-nucleotide messenger RNA. RefSeq names its product Rabphilin (gene Rph). The record is from RefSeq and is a predicted model, not a curated record. Lineage: Eukaryota; Metazoa; Arthropoda; Insecta; Diptera; Sciaridae. Gene Ontology annotation, molecular function: small GTPase binding. Gene Ontology annotation, biological process: regulation of calcium ion-dependent exocytosis; spontaneous neurotransmitter secretion; exocytosis. Gene Ontology annotation, cellular component: membrane; synapse.
AUAUGUAUCAGUCGUGCAACAGGCACCGUUCGAAAAAGACCGAUACCCGGGAAAAUCGCUUCGAAAAACAAUGUGUAUAAUGAAGAAAAGCAACAGUGUGCUGUCUAGUAAAUGAAAGAAAAAAAAUUUUUAUUUACUUUUCGGUUGAUGCUUUAUUGUGUUUGUAAUCAAAAACUUUUCUUUGUGCGUUCAAUCGAAACGUGUACUGGGGCACUUUAAAAAAAAAAAAGAUUUCGAUUGAAAGUUACCAACGUACAUAUUAUCAUCAGUGGUGUUUUCCUGCUUUGGUGGUUGCAAAGUGAUUUUUAAGAGUGGAUUUUCGCAACAUAUGUUUCUGUGAAGAGGAGAUAUAAUUACCAGAAGAUUUUCCCAUUAUAUGCAAUGGAUUUGUAUGGACGUGAUGAUGAGAAAAAGCCGUUUGUAUGUCCCAGCGAUAGACAGCUGGCAUUACGUGCCAAAUUACACACCGGUUGGAGUUCGGGUAAACCUUCUGGCACGUUACAGCCGGAAGAAAAGAUGGCAAUUCUGGAAGUCAUUCAACGAAAUGAACAAUUGGAAACUGCCGAACGUCAACGAGUCGGACGGUUAGUGGAACGAGUGGAAAAAAUCAAACAAAGGGCUGCCGAGUGCGGUCCACGAUAUUGUAGGCUGUGCGGCCAAUCUUUUGGAUUGUUAGGUCCAUCGAAAUUAAUAUGCGAAGAUUGCCAGAAGCCGGUUUGUUCGAAAUGUUCCAUAGAGUUGCACUCUAGGGAUACAACAGGAACUAGAGAGAUUUGGCUGUGCAAAAUAUGUUCCGAGACUAGAGAAAUGUGGAAAAAGACCGGAGCAUGGUUCUUUAAAGGAAUACCAAAGUAUGAAAUACCACAACGAACGUCUGGUUCACGGCAAUCGCUAAGGGAUUGUAGAUUACGACAAGAGAAACCGAUGAAAUUAGGAAUUAAAUGUACAGACACAAGUUCUGAGGAGGACGACGAAGUUGAUCAAAAGCACUCACCAUCGGCGUUGAAUGGACAUAGUAAUUAUGAUAAUGCGUUGGGCGGUGGUAAUCGAAAGCAUCCGUUAGUGAAUCGCCAAAAUAGUGCCGUUGAUACUCAAAGUAAUUAUGAUUGGGAAACGGCUUCAAUAUCGACAACAAUCCGAAAUGGACGAAGAGGGUCGGUGACCAGUUCCAUGUCAAUGUCAGAGACAUCAUCAGCAAAUAGCAGCAGUAACGGAAUGGGUUGCUACCGUGAACCCUGUCUGGGUUGGCUGGAACUAUCCGUUAAUUAUUCGGAAGCGGACCAUACAUUGGACUGUUCAUUGUUACGCGCUCGUGAUCUGCCUGCCAUGGAUGUGUCAGGUCACGCGGACCCAUUUUGUAAAAUAAACAUCAUCACGGAGUAUGGAUCGAAGCAAAAGAAAUGGUUCGCCACGAAAACAGUGCACAAAACGACGAACCCUGAAUUCAAUGAGAAAGUUCGAUUUCUGGGUGUUGAGCCGGAUGAAUUAAUCGGUGGCUGUAUGUUAUAUGUCGUGCUAUUGGAUGAUGAUCAAUAUGGUCAUGAUUUCUUAGGAGCAGCCAAAAUCAAUUUAGAGCCGAUUUACAGUCAGGGACCACAUCGAUUGACUGUUCCGUUAGAUAUCGAGGACAGUCACUGUGUCGAAGCUGCAAUGUCUGGUCCAUGGCAGUAUGGACAGAUCUUACUGGCAUUGUGUUACAAUACGAAGCGCCGAUCGCUGGUUGUUAGAAUUGAUCGCUGUACCAAUUUGAUGGCAAUGGACAAGAAUGGUUUCUCCGAUCCGUUCAUCAAAUUGCAACUCAAACCAGAUUCACAGAAAAAUAAGAAAUUUAAGUCGACCAUCAAAUGGCGAACGCUGAACCCAAUAUACAAUGAAGAAUUUGCAUUCGAGACGAGACCGAACGAUUUGGACAAGCAAAUUUUGCUGCUCACCGUUUGGGAUAAAGACAUUGGCAAGAGUAACGAUUUCUUGGGUUCACUAGCACUGGGUGGCAACGGCAAAGGACGUCGGCUGAAACAGUGGAAGGACUGUAUACGAAUGCCGGAUUGUUUUCACGAACAAUGGCAUUGUUUGUCGGGGGAUCAGAUUUCACAUUAGAAUUUAAACGGAACUUUAAACGGACGACCAAAAUAAACUAUGAAGUGGGAGGCUGAGUGCCGUCUUAUAUAUCAAAAUUAAUGGUAAAACUAAGGAAGUAACAGAUUUGUCAUCAUUUUGUUAAAAGAGUUGAGUCGAUACUGAUCAUAUUACUGCAGUCUGUGAAAGGUUAGACGUUGAGUUAACCACUUACCAAAGCUGUGACUGGGUAGCAGUGUAUGUGCUUGUCUGGGAUUAGUAAAAUUUCAGAUUUUGUUUUGUUCUCUACAUUCUGAAGGAAAAUUUCCUUCCGCUUUUUAAUGUGAACUGUUGGUGUGGUUACAUGAACAAUCAAAAGUUGCCCUGCGUCAUGUCAUACACAUCACUUACAAUAAACUUCCACAAUCUAGUUCCCAUCGAACACACCUUCAUCAUUUCAUUAUUGCGAUGUGUUCUUACUAUUGUCACCCUGGUUCGGUUAAAUGAUUUGUAUUAGGGACCGCAUAUGAAUGACAUCACACUAUUUCAUUGAAUUUCUGACUCCUCACACCCCUGUGUCACGCAAGCUCUUCAGCUCUUCAUUCUCAAUAAUCAAUUAGACCAACCGAGACACUGAUCUAUUUUUGGUGUCGAAUAUCAGGAAAGUCUGUGCUUAAGGGACUGCUACGAACCUUUCAUGUCGAUAGAUUUGAAAACGUGCCUAACGAAAUCGGACGAACAAUUUAGUGGGCAUAUUUUCAUGCGUCUGGAUAAGUAUUGACUUCUAGGAGCAAAAAAUCCAUUUCGAAAAAUUCCUUGAUGUUUUUGGCGCAUCUCGAGAAACCGUUAGAAGUUAACAAUAUUAGUCAAAUUUCAAAUUGCUUUUUUUCGACAGCUCAGUUUAGAUGAAUUACCAACUCAAUAUAACCCUAUUUGCCCCGAAAAUACAUGCAGAAUGCUCUACAAAUUUUUGUCACUUAACGCGCGACGGGCUUUGGAAUAUCCGACUCUGAUCCCAAUCCAGCUCAUUGUCAUAUCUUCAUAUCACUACCACUGUCACUGCUACUGCCACAGGGUUCUUUUUUGUGUAGUUUCUACAACACGAUGAUUUUUAUAAAAGUAAUUUAGAUUUUCCACUUCAAGUUUGGUUGAUCACUCUCCCUUCACAUCAUCUCAAAAGAAUUGAAAGUAAAAUUUAAACAAAAAAAAUAUUUUUGUAUUCUCAAUCAUAAAAUUGAAUUGAUGUUAUGAAAUAUAAAGAUGCUUUAAAAUGGA